Rubroshorea leprosula is the source of this 1306-nucleotide messenger RNA. Lineage: Eukaryota; Viridiplantae; Streptophyta; Magnoliopsida; Malvales; Dipterocarpaceae. The record is from the annotation of a GenBank genome assembly.
CUCUCUUUAAUUUUUGUUUGGUGGUUGCAAAGAGGUGAAAAUUCUCUAACUCCAAUUCAUCCCCCCUCUUGGAGUGCAUUGAGUCAACAAUUGGUAUCAGAGCAAGGGCUCCAAUUUAAAGGUUUAACCACCUAGGAGUUGAUCGGGGAUGGCUCAAUUUCAGUGUUCUCAACCACUUGAAGGUUCAUCUACGACUAAGCCUCCUUUCUUUGAUGGUACUAAUUAUAAUUAUUGGAAGAAUGGGAUGAAGGUCUUCAUGCUUGCAAAUGUGCCCAAGGCAUGGAUUGUGACUAUGAAAGGUCCAUAUGUGCCUAUGAAAGUAGUUGGGAAAAGUGAGGUGCCAAAGGAAGAAGUUGAAUGCAAUGAUGAAAACUUGGUGAAGAUCAUGAUCAACAACAAAGCAAUCAAUAUGCUUCAAUGUGCUCUCAAUCCAACGAAAUUCCAUAGAGUAUCCGGAUGUGAUACGGCCAAGGAGAUGUGGGACAUGUUGGAGGUUCUUAGAAGCUUGCCCAAGAAUUGGGAAGCCAAGAAGACCGCAAUUGAAGAGUCUAAGGAUCUCAACACCCUCAAGCUUGAGGAUCUCAUUGGAAAAUUGAUGACAUAUGAGAUAGAAAUUCAAGUUGAUGGUGGAGUUGAAGCAGUUAAGAAGAAGAAGAAGAAUGUUGCUUUCAAGGCUAGCAACCAAAAGGAAGAGAGUGAAGAUGAUGCUAGUAAUGAUGAGUCUAGCAAUGAGGAGGACAUCACCAAAUUGAUUUCAAAGGAAGUGAAGAGAUUCAUGAAGAAGAACAUCAAGAGCAAGCUUGCAAAAAGAGAUGAAGGGGAAUCUACCAAAAGGAGUGUGAAAUGCUAUGAGUGCAACAAGAUGGGGCACUAUAGAAAUGAAUGUCCCAAAUUGAAGAAGGAACACAGAGCAUUGCAGUGGAUUAUUAGUCGCAUUCUUGCUCAGAGAAAGGGUUCCAAAUCUGUUGUACUUAGUGGUGAUCUCUUAUGGUUUGAUUAUCUUCUCAAAAGGAAGAGGUUGAACCUUGGAAGAUUCAUUUACCGGAAUCUAAUCAAGACUUAUUCAUCAAACAUGGGUCUUGCUUAUGGUGCUUUAAUUACUAGAUUGGUGAAGAGGAACAAUGUUGAUCUUACACCCUUUAUGCUUGGAAAGGUUCAAAGUGGGACUACACUCAAUAAAGCUUCCUUUGAGAAUAUGCAAUAUGAGUUUCGGAAUGGUAGCUAGAGGAAGAAAGGGGAUCAAGCAAUGGAACAGCAAAGUGAUGAAGAAGAAGGUGAUAGAGAUUAAGAAAUGGCAUAACAAGGG